Molecule: messenger RNA, 873 nt
Organism: Alternaria burnsii
Lineage: Eukaryota; Fungi; Ascomycota; Dothideomycetes; Pleosporales; Pleosporaceae
Exons: 5
Coding region: 1-873 (290 amino acids)
Source: RefSeq, a predicted model, not a curated record
AUGUCGCAACAACCAGUAUGGAGCAAUGAGUACCAGAGGUACCUUCAUACAGUAUGGGAUGAGACGCACAACCGAUACUAUUGGACCCAUCAUGUGGAAGGACAGGGUUGGGUAUUCUUCGACUGGCUGCCCGUACACCCAGUGCCUGUGCAACCGUACAUAGAUCCCCGCCGUGACUCUGUCGUUCAUACUGGCGGGCAACCAGCAGGACCAAGUAAUCUGUUCAGUAGAGAGGGAACCACAGUUGUGGGUUCCUACACGACGAGCAACCCCGUGCCUUACGAGCCGCUGGACCAAAGCUUCAAAGUCAGGCACAGCGACUAUUUUAGAGAAGGAAGGAUGUUCGCCAUUCUUUUCAUCGAAGCCGCCGGCACGAAUGCUGCAAAUUACGUGACUCACUAUAACGGCGACUUGUCUCGUCUAUCCCAGUUCACUCGAGUAAGAUACGGUGAACUGGCACACGCUCAAGUACGACGGUUUAUUGUCGUCAAGCACAGGAGAGAGUUUUGUUACGCUGUACCAGUCUUUACCUACAACAAUCGCGCUACUACAAAGCCAGGCGUAAGACCAGACGAACAUGCAAUUGCUUACUCGUACGGCUAUAGUCCACAACUAGUUCCAGGCGAAGAAGAGCUUAAAAAGUUUCCCAUUGCGAUCGAGAUGAUUGAGAACGAGAAGCCGCUGGCGAUAGCCUCUAGGAUUUACUUUGGCAUCCAUCAUCCGAUCCAGUACAACGUCAAAGUCAAAGACCUCGGCUGCGUACACUCUGACUGGAUGGCUACCUUUUCUGGAUACUGGAAGAUGGAGAACACGGAUGCUCCCGGACAGGGUCUAGAGGUGACCUAUGAUCCAACCAAUCACGAUACCAACUAG